AUGCUUGAUCAUGACAAGAGGGAUGCUCGAGUUGUUUCAAUAUAUGGGAUGGGUGGCUUAGGAAAGACAACUCUUGCCCGAAAAAUCUACCACCACCGGGAUAUUCAACGCAGUUUCAAAGGCUUUGAUUGGGUUUGUAUAACCCAAGAUUGCAAAUCCAUGAACGUACUACAAGAUAUCCUGAAGCAGCUUGCUCCAGAAAAGAAAGAAGAGAUUUCUCGAAUGGGAGAGAGGGAAGUUGUGGAGGAGUUUUCCAAGGUGCAGAAAGUGAAAAGUUGUCUAGUUGUUGUUGAUGACAUAUGGAGGGUGGAUGAUUGGAAUAGCCUUAGACCUGCCCUCCCAAUUGCUGAGGUCAUUUCUACACUAAGCAACUCAAGAAUUGAACCAAAGCUCGUGGAAGAAUUGGGAAGAGAAAUGGUGGCCAAAUGUGGACACUUACCUUUAGCAAUCUCUGUCAUUGGAGGCAUUUUGCGUGAAAAGAAUUGCUUAGAUGGUUGGAAGAAGGUGCAUAAAGAAGGCAUAGUUUCAUCAAGGGAUCAAGGAAAAGAAGAAGCACUGAUGGAUGUAGCAGAACGCUACUUCAAUGAACUGGCGAGCAGAUCUUUGGUGCAGGUGCAAGCGGAUGAACAGUUUUCAGGAUCAAUGCAAUUUUGCCGCCUACAUGACCUUAUGCGAGAGCUAUGUCCGGCAAAGAGUGAAGAAGAAGAGUUCUUCCAGAUGAUGUCUCUUCGAGAUGGAAAACCACAUUCACAGAGGCCUCAUUCUUUCAAUUCUAAUACUCCGCGAAGAUUGGUGAUUUACAAGGAUCAUUCAUUUGAUUAUAAUGUCAUACAGGAAUCUGCUCAACAACUUCGAUCCCUUCUGUUAUUCAGCUCUCACUGGGUAGAUGAUCUUUUGUUACCAAGUGUCCGUUUCAAUGAACUACCUCAACGUUUUGGUAGCUUGCUCCAUUUGAGGUUUCUAUGCAUAAAAGACUGUGGAGUGAAAGAGUUGCCAUCAUCCAUCUGCGACUUGCCAUUCUUACGGACCCGUGAUCUUAGAGAUGAUAUAACCAAUGAGGGUGACUGUGCAUUACCCAAUGCUUCGUGGAAAUUGAAGCAACCUUUAUCUUAA
Messenger RNA from Coffea arabica (coffee), 1113 nucleotides. RefSeq names its product putative disease resistance protein At1g50180. Gene Ontology annotation, molecular function: ADP binding. The record is from RefSeq and is a predicted model, not a curated record. NCBI's taxonomy places the organism in Eukaryota, Viridiplantae, Streptophyta, Magnoliopsida, Gentianales, Rubiaceae.